Messenger RNA from Puccinia graminis f. sp. tritici CRL 75-36-700-3, 933 nucleotides. RefSeq lists its product as uncharacterized. The record is from RefSeq and is a predicted model, not a curated record. The coding region runs from base 1 to 933 and encodes 310 amino acids. The transcript has 10 exons. NCBI's taxonomy places the organism in Eukaryota, Fungi, Basidiomycota, Pucciniomycetes, Pucciniales, Pucciniaceae.
AUGGAAGUCGAGCGAGACUUCAAUUUGUUGGACAACUUUACAAAGGGUAUAAGAGAGGACUUGAGGCCAGCCUUUUUAGAAUAUCUCGCAAAGUCGGAUGGCAAAGACCAAAUCCAGUCACAUGAGCAACAUUACUCAGGGGCUGACCUCGCCAUGAAAUAUCAGCGGUUCCUGGAAGACCGGCAAACGCUAGCUCUUACAGCUCCCCCAACCUCUGAAGACACAUCUGCACACUCUGAAGAGAUGGAAAGUAAGAUCCUGCCAUCAGCUCCAAAAAAAGGCAAAGGUCAUGAUGAAGAAACAGGAAAAGAUUCCAUGAAAGAAAAGAAGUUACUGGAUGAAAUACAGGAACGUGAGAAUCGGAUAAAAACGAGAGCUUUUCAGACACUGGAACAGCUCAUGUAUCCUCUGCAGCGUCAAAAGGAACCAAGUAACAUUGACGACCCGGCCUUCAUGCAAUUUAAAGAAUUCAAGACGCUUCUCAAUAAACGUAUGAAGCAAAAACGUCCCCAGGUGAAACGCUUCGUCAAAUGGAUGGAAGGACACCACGAAGCAAGUCUUGGAAAGAUGGGGGAUGACGACUGGUUUACCACAUAUGCUUUGUUUUGGAAUUAUUGUGCCUACAUCGAGCAGGAAAAGCUAGAAAAGCAUCUGUACUAUGAUUCGAUCAAGAAGGAGGGUGUAGAAAAAGUCACGGAAAACAAUGUCGAGAAUUACUUCUCACCGAGCGAUUUCGCAAUGAAACUAGCUGAAUGGCACAAGAUCCCCAAAUCCACUAUGCACCAACUCAGAAAAUCUGUUGACGAAGGGAUGACUUCCCUCAAACGAAGAAUCGAAUCGUGGAGUGAUAAAUGGAAAAUUAAAAUAAAAGAAAUGUUCACCAAAAUGGGUAAAAAAAUCCAAGCACUUUUUAGCAGAAAGAAAUCUGAAUAG